Molecule: messenger RNA, 3549 nt
Organism: Closterium sp. Yama58-4
Lineage: Eukaryota; Viridiplantae; Streptophyta; Zygnematophyceae; Desmidiales; Closteriaceae
Source: the annotation of a GenBank genome assembly
AUGGCCCCAUUCAUAUCCAAGCUCUCACUUCUCUGGCGACCUGCCCGCGUGAACGCGGGGAGCACGGCCAAGUCGUCGCGUUGCACGGACAAAUCAGUGCCUUCCGAGCCAAGAGUAUCCCGAAGCUCCACUUCUCCAGCGUCGAUACAACACAUCAGCCUCACCGCAGAUCCGCCAGACGCCGAUUCGAUAGAAGCGUCAGACACGCAAGCUUUGCGCGUGGGCGAGCAAUGCCCGGAUAGUUGCUGCGUCGUCCCUGCCGCCACGCGGGAGAUUCGCAACGAGCCCGCGCACGAGAUAAGCAGCGGCGUGCGCCGCGAGAAUGUCUACAGCAUGACACGCCUGGCUGAUGGAUUAUUCGGCAGCUGUAGCGUGGCGCGAAGGGGUCACACCAUUAGCAUCGGCAGCAACGGCACCCUAACCUUGGAUGUCGUUCAGUCGCUACAGGAUAACGACGACUUCCCGUCGCGUCCUCCUGACACGGCGGAAGCGACAGAGCAGUGCAGUAACCUCGACAAUGAUGUCGACCUCGAGUCGCCGUACCCGACCGCCAUUAUUCACCGCAGCAGCACCGGCGGCAGCAGCUCCGUCGACACAGUCACGUGCGCCGCCGUCACUCCCGCGCUUCCUAUUAAUAAGCCCGCGAACGGCGGAAGUGCGGGCGAUGGUGCGCCGUUAUCCCCGUCGCUGGGCAGCGGUCCGGUAUCGCCGCCGCCCUCCACGGCCUUCAUUAGCUCCACCCCCACCGGCGGCAGCGCGAGUGCCCGCACGCCCCGCCUGCGCGUGUCGUUCGCGCCGUUGCGCGCGGAUGACGAGAGCGAUGACAGGCGUGCGGAGGUUGCGGCGGAGGGCGAAUCGGGAAGAGGCGGAAGGCGGAGAAACGCAGCGGCAGGGGCGGAAGGGGGGGAGACACUGAGUGUUUCGGGCGCAGUGGCUGGCGAGGGGGGUCGAGUCUGGGAAAACGGAGGAUGCGGGGAAAGGGCAGGCGAGAGUGCGGAAUCGACGGGAAACGGGUACGAAUCGCUGGGGGCGGAGGCCGACGGGCGCACGGAGGGAGGACCGCGCGGAACAGCGGAGCAACCGCCAGGCCCGCAAGCCAAAUCCGCGCAGCCCGCCGGAUCGUCGCGGCAGGGUAAUAAGGGGGCCCCUCGGGCGGUAGUGGGGGAGCGGCGCAAGGGGCGGCGGUUCGAGCACAUGGUGGUGACCAUUCCGGAUCGGGAAGAUUGCCCCGCUUCCUCCGGCGCUCGGUCGGCGACCGGCGGAAAGAGAACCGCGGAAGGCAGGGUGGACGGCGAAUCGGGCGGGACUGCUGGUAAGGAGCGCGGAACGAGGGACGCUUUUGGAUCGGGGAGAGGAAUUGGAGGAGGAGGAGGGGGAUGGAGGGGAGGGCGGGGAGGAGGAGAGAGGCCACCCAGCGAGGAGAGAGGUCUAGGGUCGUUCUCGUUUAACGCGGGUGACGAUCGCGACGAGCCUAGCCUCGAGCGCAACAUUACGUGGACCGCGGGGGGCGGCAGCAGCAGAGCCGGGGGGAAGGGCGGCAAGAGCGCGCACGGGGAGAGCUCGUUCGCGCAGAGGGCAGCGGUGACGAGGAGGGACGAGUGGGGAUCGGAGGGACGGCGGGGGCAAGAAAGCGGCGCGGAGUGGCAGGUGAGCGACGAGAGGAGCCGCAGCGGGAGAAUGGUGUCAGAACCGCAGCUGAAUAAGACCAGGACGCUCUCCGGACCGCUCACCGUAUCGCGCCGGGCAUUGGCGGCGAGCGCUCCUAGAGGCGCGGGGGAAGGCAGGAGCCGCGCCGUGCCUGUAGCCCCCACCCCCCGUUCCGCCGCCAAAGGCCUCCCCACCCCACGGGCGCGGCAAGACGUGAGUCCGCCAUGGGCGCUGAACAACGCGCACGCCUCGCGCUCUUUCACUGACCGCCCCGGACCUAGCCCCGCGCGCGGGUGCGCUUCCCCGCGCUCCCGCUCGUUCAAGGAUUUGCCUGGAAGAGGCGCGCCUCCCGCCAUUCCCCCGUCCCCGCGCGCCCCUAAAGGGGGAGGGACGGGUGCGUCCAGCAACGCGUUGUCCCCGCGGUCGCCCCCCGCUUGGUCUUCCGCCUCCGCUGCGCCUGCGCCGCGUGAUGCGCCUCUUGCUGCCAUGACGCCCCGCUCCGCGCGAGCGGGCGGAGGAGGGGGCCCUGCGGGCAAUGGGGGGGGGAGCGCGGGGUCGCGGAAGCAGCAGAGGGGGGCGGAGGAGAGGGAGAGGCGGAGGGACGAGAAGGAGGAGCAGAAGAUGGCGCAGGCAAUGCGGAUCAUGGAGAAGCUGCGGAGUGAGGCGCGGGGGGGGGAGGGGGAGAAGGAGGGGGAAGAGGGGAGGGAGGAGUUUGAGGCGGAGGAGGAUGAGGGGGAGGAAUGGGAGCCAUUCCACUCUCGGCCCCCUGCACUCGCCUCUAACCCACCCGCUCCUCCGCACUUCCCACAGCAGCCCCAGCAGCAGCUGCAGCCGUGCCCACGCUGGCAGCAGCCCCAUGCGGUGCAGCAGGCGAGAGGCAGCGGCGGUGGGCGAGCGGGGGAGAGGGAUGGAGGCGCGGCGGGAAAGGCAGCAACGUACAGCGGGCCUUCCCGGGAGCAGAGGCCGCUGAGGCGAGCCCAGUCGUACGAGACAGGGUACCGGGCUGUCACUGAUGGCAUGGGGCGGAGGACGAGGACCGUAGGCAGAGGCGAUGGUGGCACCGUGAGAGGCGGAGGAGGGGGCGCAGGAGGUGGAGGGGCGGCUGCGCUGGUGUCGCCGAAUAGUGAUGGGGUGAUGUAUGACCGGGUGCAGGGGCGGGCGUGUGGGUAUGUCCCUGAGCAGAGCCGGUUCCCGUUGCCUCAUGGGUUGCCCGAUGGGAGGGGUGAGGUAGGGGGCAUGGGGUGGGGCAGCAUGCAGAUGCCGGGACAGGGGGCUGGCGCAGCAGGCUGGAGCGGUGGCGUGAAUGAGCAGCAGGGAGGAGAAGGGGUCUCAUGGGGGUAUGGUGAUGAGGGAGGGGUGCAGGGGGAUGAGGACGAGAAGGGGAGGGAGUGGGAGGUGAUGUCGGAUGGGAGGGAGUGGGAGGUGGUGGAAGUUGGAGGAGGGAACGUGGGGAGUGGGGGAAGAGGUGGCAGAGGUGGUGACAUGCAUGGGGGCAGUGGUGGCAUGUACAAGGGUGAGAAUGGGCAGGGCCGGAGAACAGGCAGCAACAGGAAUCGCAGCGGCACAGACUGGUGCUACAUGGCUCAGGUUACAGUACCUCUGCAGGCAGGGAGUGGGGAGCAGAGGUGGGAUGGGGAGGAGGCGGGGGAGCAGGAAGGGUCAGAGCUGUAUUCUGAUGGUGAUGAGGGCAAUGGUGAUCUAUAUUGUGAGGCCAAGGAGGAGUGGAGGGGUGACGGGGAGGAGGACGGGUCAGGUGAGUGGUUUGUAGAGGAUGACGAUGUUGCUGUUGCUCGGGCGGUAACCACGCCUGUGGAUGGCCAGGGGCAACAGAGAUGGGGUGGCGGGGGAGAUGGAGCAUGGGAGGGCAGGAAUGGAAGGUACGGCGAGGAGGAUGAGGAAUAG